UACAUACUAGCCUUCACCGAAAAAGGGGGGGUAAGCUGUGUUUGCCAUCAGAGCUCACAAAAACACGCGAAGCGGUGCAAAUUCGACGCGCAAAGCGUGGCCGAGCAAAUCGCAAGCGCAGCAAGCAAGCGGUGCAACCAAAUUGCCGCGGAGAGCCCAGCACUGCAGCCUGCAGCAUGACCUCGCCGCCGGUCAGCCACGCCGUCGACGCAUCGAUCCUGGAGCCCUUCGCCUACAUCAGCGAGACGCAGUGCAUGAAUCAAUUGUCGCGCCGCGCAUCCGCUGGAUCAUGGCACGCCACCGACGCGACGCGACCACCCGACUCACGCAGGCGAGACGCCCGGCAAGGACGUCCGAGGCGCCCUGAUCGACGCGUUCAACGUGUGGCUCAAAAUCCCGCCCGAGAAAGUGACGCAAAUCAAGUCCAUCAUCUCGCGCCUGCACAACGCCUCUUUGCUCGUCGACGACAUCGAGGACGGGUCGCAACUGAGACGGGGCAAGCCCGUGGCCCACGCCAUCUUCGGCGUGCCCUACACGCUGAACGCGGCGAACUACGCGUACUUUGUAGCCUUGGAAGAAUGUCAUAGAUUAGGCUCGCCGGAGGCGCUGUCGGUCUUUGUGGAAGAGCUGCUCAAUUUACAUAGGGGCCAGGGCCAGGACAUCGUGUGGCGCGACACGCAGAAGGUCCCUUCAGAAAAAGAGUACUACAGCAUGGUGCUCGACAAGACCGGCGGGUUGUUUCGGCUGGCCGUCGGCCUCAUGGCCGCGUUCUCGGCACGAGACAAGAGCGAGUUCCGCGAACUAGUCGAUCAAUUAGCGCUCUACUUCCAAAUAAGGGACGACCUCGUGAACCUCAAGAGCGACGAGUACGCGCUCAGCAAGAGCUACUGCGAGGAUUUGACUGAAGGAAAGUUUAGUUAUCCGAUCCUGCACGCUAUAAGGGCGAGACCGGACGAUACCCGGUUACUAAACAUCCUGAAGCAGAAGACCGAGAAUAUUGAUGUGAAAAAGCACGCCGUGGAGUUCAUGGAGUCCGUCGGCAGUUUCGAGAAGACGCGCGCGGCCCUCGCGGCGAUCAAGGGCGACAUCGCGUCCGCUAUUGCGGCAUUGGGUGGCCACGACCAGCUGGUGAAGCUCGUGGAGAAGCUCGACGCGCAGGUCGCCGAGUCGUCCAAGCCGCUGCCCGUGGAGCCGCUGCGGCGGUACGACUCGCUCUAGAGUGUUGUAAUUACGUUGUCUCGUCGAUGGCGUCGCGGUGGCGUGUGUUCUGUCCUGCGAAUC
Pelagomonas calceolata is the source of this 1281-nucleotide messenger RNA. NCBI's taxonomy places the organism in Eukaryota, Pelagophyceae, Pelagomonadales, Pelagomonadaceae. The record is from the annotation of a GenBank genome assembly.